Molecule: messenger RNA, 576 nt
Organism: Chaetura pelagica (chimney swift)
Lineage: Eukaryota; Metazoa; Chordata; Aves; Apodiformes; Apodidae
Gene: KLF8
Product: Kruppel-like factor 8
Exons: 4
Biological process (GO): regulation of transcription by RNA polymerase II
Molecular function (GO): DNA-binding transcription factor activity, RNA polymerase II-specific; RNA polymerase II cis-regulatory region sequence-specific DNA binding
Source: RefSeq, a predicted model, not a curated record
CCUGCCGUCCUGUCUCCCGGUUCCAUCCUGGCUUCCACGCAGGGCAGCGGGGGGCAGCAGAUCCUGCACGUCAUCCACACCAUCCCUUCCGUCAACCUGCCCAGCAAGAUGGGCAACCUGCAGACCAUCCCCGUGGUGGUGCAGUCCCUCCCCGUCGUCUACACCACCAUGCCCACCGACGGGGUCACCGCCAUCACCGUGCCCCUCAUCGGGGGGGACGGCAAGAGCGCGGGCUCCGGACCUUUCCCACUUUAUCUGGGGCCGACGGUGCGGGGGCAGCGAGCUGACUCUGCUGACCUGAAGAAGCGACGGAUCCACCAGUGCAACUUUGAGGGCUGCAAUAAGGUCUACACCAAAAGCUCCCACCUCAAAGCUCACCGGAGGAUACACACAGGUGAGAAGCCCUACAAGUGCACCUGGGCCGGCUGCACCUGGAAGUUCGCCCGCUCGGACGAGCUGACCCGGCACUUCCGCAAGCACACGGGGAUCAAGCCCUUCUGCUGCUCCGCCUGCGACCGCCGCUUCUCCCGCUCCGACCACCUGGCCCUGCACCGCCCGCGGCACAUCAUGAUGUGA